Protopolystoma xenopodis is the source of this 219-nucleotide messenger RNA. The record is from the annotation of a GenBank genome assembly. NCBI's taxonomy places the organism in Eukaryota, Metazoa, Platyhelminthes, Monogenea, Polystomatidea, Polystomatidae.
AUGAACUUAGAUGAAGAACAGCGUGAAGAACUGAAGAAAUUGCUGAAAGCGGCUGCGUUCGGCAAGCGAAUGGCAGCUAUCAUGAUGGGCAUGCCACCGUCGGCCUGGCACCUGUUCGAGAGGCUGUUCGGCCAAAUAGCCAAGAGUGGCUUUCUCAAGACGCCGGACGAUGACUGGAUCGUCAAACGAGCUUUGACGUCCCACGGACUGUGGAACUGA